Messenger RNA from Myripristis murdjan (pinecone soldierfish), 5924 nucleotides. It is a transcript of the gene pde10a, whose product is annotated as phosphodiesterase 10A. The coding region runs from base 788 to 3187 and encodes 799 amino acids. Gene Ontology annotation, molecular function: protein binding; 3',5'-cyclic-nucleotide phosphodiesterase activity. Gene Ontology annotation, biological process: signal transduction. The record is from RefSeq and is a predicted model, not a curated record. The transcript has 22 exons. Lineage: Eukaryota; Metazoa; Chordata; Actinopteri; Holocentriformes; Holocentridae.
UCGCUGGGGAGGGAUCCUCUUUUCUUUCACAGAUGUUGGAAAGCAUUUGCUAUCCACAACUUAGAGUGCGUGUCAAAUGUUGCUACACAGUAGUUUAGAGGGCAGACCACGUCCAGUUAAUCUCAGUUUACACUGGCCUAUACUCUUCAAGAUACCCAAGAGUUCCCGUUGUGUCGGCUGUGCGUCAUCCAUGCCUGAUUAGACUUGUAGUCUGACGUCGCCGAGAACUAUUCAAGCAAAAUAUCUCAUGUAAUAUUGAAAAUGAAAAUAGACUUUUUUUUUUCUAUCGUGAGCGAAACCAUCCGGAGUGACGAAAGGGACCUUUUCAGGAAGAAGUGGAUCAACAAGUUGUUCUCCAGUGCGUAAUUUCCAUUUGAGCACGGUUCGACAUAAUCCUCGACACACGUGAUCGACAAAUCACUUCAGCUGCAAAUAUUUCUCAUUUGUCAAGAGAAAUAAGUCCCUCUCUGUCCGUGGAAACACAUCUUGUCCGAUCACGGCUGGGAUCAGCAGGUCCUGCAGGCUGACCGUCUCCAUGCCUCACUGCCUCUCCAGAUGCCGGCUGUCCACCACAUGGUAACUUUGCGCACACAGCACGCUGGAAAACGGGCAUACAGAGAAGGGAUCUGAAUGAAUGGGACUGAGAUUUAUUCGCAUUUGUCUUCUCGCCUCCCCCUGACAGUUGUAUGUGUUUUAUAUCCUGCUGGUUGAAAGUACCUUACACUAUCAGCAGAGAACGAUUCAGCGGUGGAUAGAUUGCCCACGUCGUUCAAACAGGGAGCAGCAAAUGUCGAAGAAACGGAAAAGUCCUGACGAUCAGGGCGUCGAAGAAUCUCCGCCUGCAGGAUGCAGCGAUCAAGGUUUGACAGAUGAGAAAGUGAAGGCCUACCUCUCACUCCACCCGCAGAUGCUGGAUGACUUCGUGUUGGAGAGCGUGAGUGCAGAGACGUUGGACAGAUGGUUGAAGAGGAAGACCAGCAGCAGGCCUGCAGAUGACACGUCAGCUAAAGAAGUCAGCAGGCAGUACCAGGACACGAAUAUGCAGGGUGUGGUGUACGAACUCAACAGCUACAUGGAGCAACGCCUGGACACUGGAGGAGACAACAAGCUGCUGCUCUAUGAGUUGUGCAACAUCAUCAAAACAGCAACGAAAGCUGAUGGAUUUGCACUUUACUUCUUGGGAGAAUGCAACAACAGUUUAUGUUUGUUCACUCCAACGGGGGCCAAGGAUGGCCCUCCAAGCCUCAUCCCUUCUGGCCCCAUUGCAUUUGGCACUACCAUUGCCGCUCAUGUUGCCAAGACUCGCAAAACACUGCUAGUAGAGGACAUCAUGGGGGAUGAGCGCUUCCCCGACGGCACAGGGCAGGACUCAGGGAUCCAUGUUCACUCUGUCCUGUGCCUCCCCAUCCUCACUGCCAUCGGGGACCUCAUUGCCAUCCUGGAGCUGCAUCGGCACUGGGGCAAGGAGCCCUUCAACCUCAGCCACCAGGAGGUUGCAACAGCUAAUUUAGCGUGGGCGUCAGUCGCCAUUCAUCAAGUACAGGUGUGCCGAGGCCUCGCCAAACAGACUGAGCUCAAUGACUUCCUACUGGAUGUGUCAAAAACAUACUUUGACAACAUUGUGGCAAUAGAUUCUCUACUUGAACAUAUUAUGAUAUAUGCAAAAAACUUGGUGAAUGCGGACAGAUGUGCACUCUUCCAGGUAGAUCACAAUAACAAAGAACUGUACUCUGACCUGUUCGAUAUCGGGGAGGAGAACGAAGGCAAGCCUGUCUUUAGGAAAACCAAAGAAAUUAGGUUUUCUAUAGAGAAGGGAAUAGCUGGCCAAGUGGCUCGGACAGGGGAAGUCUUAAAUAUCCCAGAUGCCUAUGCAGACCCACGGUUCAACCGAGAAGUGGACCUCAAAACUGGCUACACCACGCGAAACAUCCUGUGCAUGCCCAUCGUGAGCAGGGGGACCGUUAUCGGUGUGGUGCAGAUGGUGAACAAGCUAAGCGGAAGUGCCUUCACUAAAACAGAUGAGAACAACUUCAAGAUGUUUGCUGUCUUUUGUGCUUUGGCCUUACACUGUGCAAAUAUGUACCAUCGGAUCCGGCACUCAGAGUGCAUUUACAGAGUGACGAUGGAAAAACUGUCGUAUCACAGCAUCUGCACAUCGGAAGAGUGGAAGACCCUUACACAGCUCAACCUCCCCACGCCCAUUUAUAAGGAGAUUGAAAUGUUCCACUUUGACAUUAGUCCCUUUGAGGAGAUCUGGCCUGCUGUCUUUGUCUACAUGGUUCAUAACUCCUGUGGAAAGAAUAGCUUUGAGCUGGAGAAACUGUGUCGGUUUACCAUGUCCGUACGGAAGAACUACCGGCGUGUACCGUACCACAACUGGAAGCACGCGGUGACGGUGGCUCACUGUAUGUACGCCAUCCUGCAGAAAGUCUCUGGGAUCUUCACAGAACUAGAGAAGAAGGGUCUAUUAAUAGCCUGUCUGUGCCAUGACCUCGACCAUCGGGGGUACAGCAACACAUACCUGCAGAAGUUUGACCAUCCGCUGGCCGCUCUGUACUCCACCUCCACCAUGGAGCAGCACCACUUCUCUCAGACUGUCUCCAUCCUACAGGAAGGGCACAAUAUUUUCUCCAACCUGACUUCCAGUGAGUAUGAGCAGGUGCUGGAGAUCAUCCGGAAGGCCAUCAUCGCCACCGACCUCGCCCUCUACUUCGGCAACCGCCAGCAGUUGGCAGAGCUGCUGACCUCGGGUACGCUGGACUUCAACAACCACGGACACAGGGACCGUGUGAUUGGUCUGAUGAUGACAGCAUGUGACCUGUGCUCUGUUACCAAGCUAUGGCCAAUCACACGACUCACAGCCAACGACAUCUACGCUGAGUUCUGGGCCGAGGGAGAUGAGAUGAAGAAGAUUGGGAUGCAGCCCAUCUCCAUGAUGGACAGAGACAAGAAGGACGAGGUGCCACAGGGCCAGGUGGGAUUCUACAAUGCUGUUGCUGUUCCGUGUUAUACGACAUUAUCAGAGCUUUUCCCUCCAUCUGGUCCUCUUCUAAAAGCCUGCAAGGAAAACCUGUGCCAGUGGGAGAAGAUAGCGCGGGGCGAGGUGGAGGACAUCGUGGUGAGACCCUCAGACCCUGUGGAGCCCAGCCAGCCAUGUGAUUCAGGCCCCGUCAAGGUGGACAACUAACUAGCAAAGGCUUGCCGGCCCACCAAAGGAACACAACCUGAAUCCUGCCGCAGACCCGGGACUUCGCAGAAGAGCCCGUGUCCUGUGCUCGCAGGAAAGGGAAGAGCUUAUGGGUAGUAAAGGUGACUUACUUUGAAAACACACGGUUACCUCAUUGGGUGACGGAGGUGUCAACACUGACGGUUUCACCGGUCCCAGAGACUGACAGACAGCCGAUGGGGAGGGACUUACAACCCAUCACCCUACGUCCACUCAGCUUGGGAAUUCAUUAGGUAGAAUGGACUUGUGCAGUUUUGGUUGUUUAUUUAGCUGUUUUAUGUUAUGUUAUUUUAUUAUUUUUUAUUUGACUUCAGCUGGUUUCUUUUAUGGUCUUGUAUUUGCAGAGGCCUUACUCUCUGAACCUUUCACAGGUUAGGAUAUGUGAAAUCUUGUUGUCGGUUCAGGCUUUUCGAAAUGGUACUGUUUGCCUUCUGUGGUAGGGUUAUCGUACGCAAACUACUUCAGAGAGGUAUUCACAGAGACAGAAGGAAUGUUCAGAGCAGAUGCAUGUUGUAAAGCCAUCUUAUUGAGAAGGUGGUUGCCAGAAUGUUUUCUAUUACUUUUGAGCAAAAAUCCUUUGCAGUACUUGAAUAAAGACAUACAGCCUAAUCUACGUGGAGAUUGCAGAAAUCCCCCACAGCAUAUUGUACAAAACGUAAAUGAACUGUGACGGGAGGAGUUAGAUAAUGUCAACACUUAGCAGAGUCACACGAGAGUCACAAUGUUCCAUCCAGAAGUGGCCCCCGCAACACUGCCAUCAGCCCCUGGCAUUGAAGAACCUGCUGCAUACAUCAGCUUUUGAGUGUCUGAUUAACAGGAUCUGACCUUGGGCUAGCAGUCUGUUUUUAGAACAACCGCUGAGUUCACAAGAUCUAAAACAGCAAGAUACACACAUGGGAUCAAUAGCAAUCAUUUACAGUGCGCCACUAUGCUUAGGAGUGCAUACUGUUUGAAUUAUGCUCUCACUUUCAUAACCAUGGCCCUCUCAGAACUUUAAUUAUUUUAAACAAAGAUGUGGGAGAUCUACCCCUCGGUAAGCUUUAGCAAUCAUUUCUACAGGGAUAAAUUAUUUAACCCUUCUAAUUUAUCCCCUCAAAGCUAAAACAAGGAAACUGCAUGAGUCACUAGGGGUCCCAGUGCAACAUAAGUAAUAGUUUGGAAUGAUGCAACACAUUUUCUUACAGAGAUGCUGACAAUUUUGAACAGUCUUAAUUUAAAGCAGGCGACUGGAUUCACGAGGUAUAAAUGAAAUAAAAGCAGACAAUUGGAGCAGGUAGUAGUCUGUGCUGUCUGGGAUGUUUUCUACAAUAAAAUUAGCUCUCCAUUUGAGGGACAUUACAGCAUUAGCCAUGCAUUCAUAACCUCAGUCGAACACUGCAUGGCACGUUUGCCAUUUUAGCUGCCUAACAGAAGAGGUCUCCUGAUCAGUAAAUUUACACACAUCACUUAAGAAGCCGCCCUCAGUGUUCUUCUUCAAAGCUGGGGGGGCAGACUGUCCAUCAGGCCAAGUAGCAUCAAUCGUCUGCGUCAUAUUUUCCCACAAAGCUAAACUCCAACAUGUGUAUCUCUGGGAUUGCUACUCAAGAGGGUAAGUUGACUAUUUGCAGGUGUGUACCAAAAGUCCCCCACCCAUUUCCUUAACCUCUGUCGGGAACUUAAUUAUCCUGCGUUACGUUCGCAUUUGCUCUCAAACAGAUGAACAGAUGUAAAGUGUUACAUUUGAACUCUUUCAGAUGAGUUUCCAAGAUCUUCCAAACAAAAAAAAAAAAAAAAGAAAAAGAAAAGAGACAUGCUUUUGUCUGAAAUCGUCAUUCCAAGUGGACACUGUCCCUCCGAGACUGAAAUUACUGCUAGGAUAAUUUGUUUAAAGACUGGUACUGUGCCCCCCUCCCCAACCCCCAUCCCAACCCCAACCCCCACCACCCCCAAAAAGGUGUGAAUGUACAUUUUGAUGAAUGUCUUGAUGAUUGCAGAUCCUUGUCGGUGGCAUGUGGGUUCGUGCGCCAUCAGUUUCCAUGAUGUGCUCUGUCUUACUUUUCAGAAUUGCUUCCAGUAACCUUCAACCAAGAGCAACAAUAGCAUGCACCUAAACUGAAAUUUUAUAUAUGAUUUUGCAUAUAUGGUAAUAGGUGUAUAAUGUGUACAUUCUAGAUUUUAGUUUGUACAGACUAAGAUGUAUGCUCUGUUGGUGCUAAACUGAAUGGCAGUCAUGCACUUUCUGGCUGUGCGUGCAUGCAUGUGUGUGCGUGUGCGUGCGUGUGUGUGUGUGUGAGAGAGAGAGAGAGAGAGUGUGACAAAGAGAGAGAGUGAGCGCUUUUUACUUUUCCCCCCACCCUUAACCCCCACCUUAAAAUAUGGAUAAGUCCAUAACACUGCACUGUCCCUUCUAUUUUUCAGCACCAGUUAUAUCCCAUUGUCUGCACUAUGUUUAGCUUAUGAUCUUUAUCAUUAUUAUUGAUGAUGAUUAUUAUUAUCACUAUUAUUACUAUUGUUAUUUUCUUAAUUAGAGUUAAAUUUAAAUUAACUUAUAUUUUUUAUACAAAGAAAAAAAAUGUUGGCCUUUUUGUUUUGUACAAAGUGAACAUUAAGAUAAACACAACAGUCUAGACAUGUUACUGUUGCCGAAAAUAACUGAGGAAUGUCUCUGUAAAUGUAAGAGCAGUAGCCCUAAUGACUUUUAUUAAAUACCUGAAAUACA